UGGCUUGCUUCAUCUCCCUUGAAUUCCGAUUUCCCUUCCAACAAUGACCUCCGCCUCUGACAGCAGCGACGACUCCACCCGUCCCCCAAGCCCCUGGCCUCCAAGCACUUCCCUCCUCAAGCACAUCGCCUAUGCCGGUGCUCUCGACGAGCUCCCCAACGCACCCUCCAUCAGUCAGCAAAUUGCCUCGCAAGGCCGCAGCCCCUCCGUCUACCCUCGCCACCGCAAUGAUUCCGACCCAGAAGACCGCACGCGCAAGCCCUUCCUCUACCUGCUAUACCAGACAGGGAUGCACGGUCCGCAAAACGGGUUCCGCCUGCUGGUGGGGGAAGCAGGCAUAUGUCCCGCCACCGCGGAAAAGGCACUCCUAGAGCGCGGCGAGAUUACACGGGAAACGCACGAGCUCGUCUACCUGGAGUCAGGUAGAGACAUCGAGGUCGUGCCGAACGUAGAGAACGGGGAGUCCGGCUGCGGACUAGCCACCUUCAAGAUCAUCGAUAUCUUGACGCACUCUGAGGCCAUCGCCGCCGUCCCGCUGACAGAGGGAGCUGUGAGUCGCAAGAUACGGCAAGAGGCCUGCUACCCGCGCUCGGUGGGCAAGAAGCCAGGCCCACUGAGCACAGCGCCCUUCGCUGGCACCGGCUUAUUGCUUCGCCUAGUCGAUGAAGGAUCGGAAAAGGUCCGCGGCGCUCUGCUCGUCAAGGAGGGUACUGGUCCAGAACAGAUCGAGAGGUUCGCCCUGCAUACGAUGAAGGAAAGAACGGGGCCGCGUUUGGUGGUAUGUGAGGGAGGCAAGAGCUGGAUAUAUGAUGGACGUACGGAUGCACCAGUCGAGGUGAGUUGAUGUGAGACUGGUUUCCGACAUUGGUCCAGAUAAUCGCUGACAGUGGUGAAAGCACGACUCCGAAAUCGAUGGGGUCACCGAGUGCGUGGCAUAAGCGGAUGGGUUGUAACAGUUUGCGUCCAUGCAGAUCACUCGAAGUAUAGAGGUCGGCCCUCAUGCAUAGGGAUAGAUAGCAC
This is a messenger RNA of Schizophyllum commune H4-8, 1020 nucleotides long. RefSeq lists its product as uncharacterized. The transcript has a single exon. NCBI's taxonomy places the organism in Eukaryota, Fungi, Basidiomycota, Agaricomycetes, Agaricales, Schizophyllaceae. The record is from RefSeq and is a predicted model, not a curated record. Bases 44 to 844 code for a protein of 266 amino acids.